GCCACACACAACGUCUGUUUCAGCAAAUGUAGUAGAUGACUUGCCUGUCCACAUCUUAACAUUGUGAGAAGGGAUUUGUUGCUCUUUUUAAGCCAUGCUGUGUGAGAGCAGACUUUGGAUUCUGGCCUACAGUCGAGUAGAGGAAGUGGCCUCCACACCUCCAGAGAGUGUCCUUCGGAGCCCCACCUGGCAGGGAACUCAUAGAGCUGCUGCUGCCGCUGCCUGUGUCAUGCCCGCCUCCACGCGCCGAUCCUCCAGAGUCCCUCGGAGAGAUUCCCCACCCCCGGACAUGGGAUCAUGGUCGCGUUUUUUGCCAUUUGAUCGCAGUUCCAUGAGCGACCCUCCCGUGGGCUCCAGGGGCCUUGGGAGGGGACACAUCUCUCCGGAGGUGGAGAUCCCCCGCCAGGAAGGCUCCGUCAGCGACGGCCCCUUCCUGGUGCCCGCCUCUUGUCAGCUCAUCUGCCAGAACUACAGCGACCUCUGCAUCCGAGGGGACCAGGUGCUGCCCCUCUCCUCCCAGAGCACUCGGGACCCCCUGCUGGGGGCCGACACCAAAGCCGUCGGACCUUUCCUCCAGUCCUGCGACGUCCUCCGGGAGGUGGAGGAUUCCCUCCCGGAGCAGAGCUCCCAGGCCGGGCCGCUGCGCCUCCUGCCCAGGAGGACGGGGUCCAACCGCUGGAGACAAGGCAGCGGGCGCGACCUAAGCUUUUUAUUCCACGGGCGAGAGGGGCCCUUCACCAACUCCCUGCUCAACUGCUACCUGGAGCACAAGCUGCUGGACCUGAACCAGCAGUACAUACUAGAGAACAUGGCCCGGGACCAGGCCGGCGGCCCGUACUCUGACCCGCCGUACCCCUUGAUGGCCUCGGAGCUCAUUCUGACCAGCCUGGACCAGCUCACCCAGCAGCUGAGCCGAGAGCGCCGCCUGGAGGCCGGCCUGGCCAAAGACAUGGUGAUCAGCUGCUUCCUGCGGGUGGCCAGCGACAUGUCGGGGGAGAUCAGCACCCCCAUGCUGCAAUUCUCUGAGGACCCCCCGGUCCCGCAGGCGGAGGAAGCUCUUUGCGAGGAGGAACUGGACAGACCUGCCCAACUGGCCCAGGACUUGGGCUAGAGGGAGGUCUUGUGUGAUCACUGCUGAGAUGCAUGUUGAUCGUCACGCCACAACAGGGAUGG
Gadus chalcogrammus (walleye pollock) is the source of this 1173-nucleotide messenger RNA. RefSeq names its product TLR adapter interacting with SLC15A4 on the lysosome. NCBI's taxonomy places the organism in Eukaryota, Metazoa, Chordata, Actinopteri, Gadiformes, Gadidae. Bases 95 to 1111 code for a protein of 338 amino acids. The transcript has 2 exons. The record is from RefSeq and is a predicted model, not a curated record. Gene Ontology annotation, biological process: regulation of toll-like receptor signaling pathway.